CCCACUUUGAUUUCCCUCCUUGACAUCACUCUUUGUUUGUGCGCUUUUUUUCGAGUGAACUGUUCUAUACCCUGCCGCCAAAAUGUCGAAGCCAUUCAACCCCGAGGAGGCGGAGAACCUGGAGGAUAUGGAGAAGCAGUUCGCCGUGAAAGCGGUGGAGCAUCUUAUGACAUACUGGGCUAUCCUGGAGAAGGUUAAGGGCUCGCAGCUCCGCUUGACCAAGCAGGACAACGAGAUCUACGAGUCGUUCAUGGAAGCCUUCCCCGAUUUCGACCCCGCCGGUGAACUCAACGAGGACCAGAUGAAGAGCAAGGCCGGCAAGGAGAAGUGGCGCAACUGGAUGAUGCAGUGGGAGAAGAUCGACGACUUCAACUUUGGCACAAUCAUCCGCACCCGUGCGGAUGCCGAGUAUGACCAGGACACCACCAUUUUCGGUGUGCGCAUGCAGUUCUACGCUGUUGAGAUCGCCAGAAACCGCGCCGGUCUCAACGACUGGAUCUACGAGAAGGCCCAGAAGGCCAGCUCCUGAUUGUAGAGCCCGCAUUGUUCCCGCCCUUCUUAAAUUCGAGAAUGGUUCCACAUCCGGGCUGGUUGGCCGACGGCAUUUGCCGGUUUUCUGGAGGUACGGAUGAUGAGCGGCCUCGAAGCUCUGAUUUACUGGCAGUGCAUUGCAGUAUCAUGGCUUUGGGUCGAUUACGAUAGAAUUGUGGACAUACCCCAUAGACAUGUGGUUCUGAUCGAACCAUCGCGAUUCCUAUGUGGAUUGAUACUGUCCCUCGAGAUUUGGACUGACCGUCAUCAUUUGAGUCCACAAUAUACCCAGAAUAAAAUAUUCUUUUCAUUGAUUCAAAUCUAUUUCUUAUCUCAGUUCGCAAGUGUGAUAAUGCUGCCUCGGACGUUCUGGGUGGCCAUCCCGCACCAAACGUGACACUAUAUACACCUUCGUGCAGGUCCAAGAAUACAUUCAGC
Molecule: messenger RNA, 969 nt
Organism: Penicillium canescens
Lineage: Eukaryota; Fungi; Ascomycota; Eurotiomycetes; Eurotiales; Aspergillaceae
Product: polysaccharide biosynthesis domain-containing protein
Exons: 5
Coding region: 83-529 (148 amino acids)
Cellular component (GO): cytoplasm
Source: RefSeq, a predicted model, not a curated record